This is a messenger RNA of Chrysoperla carnea, 3764 nucleotides long. RefSeq lists its product as uncharacterized. The record is from RefSeq and is a predicted model, not a curated record. NCBI's taxonomy places the organism in Eukaryota, Metazoa, Arthropoda, Insecta, Neuroptera, Chrysopidae. The transcript is spliced from 7 exons. Bases 6 to 3764 code for a protein of 1252 amino acids.
AAAAGAUGUUGAUGUUAAAGAAAGAAAAUCCUCUGCGUCUUGAAGCUAAUAUUGGACUUUGUAAAUCAUACCAGCGGCAACUUCACCGACUGCGAUUAGAUUUAGUUAAGCAAGGUGGUGGUGUCACCAAAAAACAAAAUCGACAUCUAAUCUGGGAGACAAUUGAAACCCACCACCAGGGCAGGGUGAAGACUGGUAUGAUUACCAAUUUGGAUUAUAAAGAUCCAAAUAUAUUUUUCAACCGGGCAUUUCCAAUGUUUAGAAGACACGUUCGGCGUGAGCUAGUGAAUCAUCCCCUCAAGGUGUAUAUUAUGUUCACGGGCAAUUUCAUUAAGCCCAUCACCAAAGAGGAGGAUUUGAAAACUUUUAUAACGUCGGCUAAGGAAAUGUAUCUGACAACGGACAUGCAGGAGUGGUACAUUGAUCAUGUCAAAAACUAUUUGUUGAAAAAAUUGGAAGAAUUCCAGGAACGCGAUAGCGGUUGGGCUCUUGACAUGAUCAAAAAUAUUCGAGUCCACAUGAAUAAGUACUCUCCGAUCACAGCUGGAACAUUUUGCGAACUACCAUCUGCAAUUAAAUGUAGAAAAGCUCAUUCAGUAAAUUGUGGUGAGAAAGAAGCGGUGCGGGUACGAAUGCCUGAAACUGAUGACGAGCGGUUCGUUGAGUUCAAAGAUUUCAACAGCAAGGAACGUGUUGAGUAUAUGGUGUACGCUGACUUUGAGGCACUAUUGGUACCACAACAUCAUGAAGACAUGGAAAUGGAUCAUGGGUCUUAUACAAAAAAUAUUCAAAAACAUGUACCCUACAGUGUAGGUUACUAUGUUCAUUGUACCCAUGAUCCCAACCAAUCGUUUUAUAAGGCAUACCGUGGUGCUGAUUGUGUCAAGUGGUUUGUUCAUGAACUGGAACAAGUAGCGUACUCAUUAGAGCAAAAAAUAAAACACGUUAAACCAAUGUAUCCGCUCACCGUCGAACAAGAACUGGAUUUUAUGUCAGCAGAGAAGUGUCACAUUUGUGGUAAAGAUUUCGUAUCCAAUUCCAUACGUGUUCGCGACCAUUCACAUCGCACAGGUAUCUACCGUGGAGCAGCACACCAAUUUUGUAAUCUGCAUUAUCAAGAUUCAAGGGUGAUACCUGUUGUGAUGCACAACUUAAGUGGAUACGAUUCGCAUUUUAUUAUUGAAGCUCUGCUGACGGAAAUCGACGGUCAAGUUGAUGUGUUGCCCAUCAACAAAGAAAAGUACAUCAGUUUCACAAAGCACGUCUCGGACAUUCAAUUAAGAUUCAUUGAUUCCUUCCGAUUUCUCGCAGACAAGUUGGAAAAUCUGGCCUCAUAUUUAGAUAAUGAUAAAAAAUCCAUUUUACAUAAAGAGGUCAGUAAUGAUGAACAAUUUCAAUUGCUAACGAGAAAAGGUGUAUUUCCAUAUGAAUACAUGAGUAGCUGGGGACGUCUCCAAGAGACAAAAUUACCACCAAAGGAGGCGUUCUACAGUGUGUUAACAGAUGAACACAUAACGGAUGAGGAUUAUAACCAUGCGAUACAGGUAUGGAACACAUUCAAUUUACAUACACUAGGUGAUUAUUCAGACCUGUAUAUGAAAACUGAUGUGUUACUACUUGCGGAUAUUUUUGAAAAUUUCCGUAACACUUGUAUUCAUAGCUAUAGUCUCGAUCCUAGUCACUAUUACACACUUCCUGGCUAUACGUGGAGCGCCAUGUUGAAAUACACCAAUAUCAAAUUGGAAUUGUUCACGGAUAUUGAUGACUUGUUGUUUAUCGAGAAAGGAAUCAGAGGCGGUGUAAGUCAAUGUUCUAAUCGCUAUGCUAAGGCAAACAAUAAGUACAUGGAAGAGGGGUAUGAUAAAACUCAAGAAGAUGUCUACCUUAUGUAUUAUGAUGUGGUGAACCUAUAUGGUGCAGCAAUGUGUGGAUACCUACCAACAGGAAAUUUUAAGUGGGUCGACACACCAAACAUCGAGGAUGUUGCAGAUGAUUCACCAGUCGGGUACAUUUUAGAAGUAGACCUUGAAAUACCCCAACAUCUACAUGAUAACUUUAGCGAUUUACCGCCAUGUCCGGAGACAACGAAACCACCUGGAUCAAAACAAAAAUAUCUUCUGUCAACCCUUUACAAUAAGACCAACUAUGUCGUGCACUACAGGAAUUUAAAACUGUAUACACAACUCGGUGUUAAGGUAACAAAAUACCACCGUGUGUUACAAUUCGAUCAAUCUGCAUGGUUGAAACCAUAUAUUGAUUUCAAUACCGAGAUGCGCAAGAACGCCUCAAAUGAGUUUGAAAAAGCAUUAUUCAAACUCAUGAUUAAUGCCAUCUUCGGUAAAACCAUGGAGAAUGUGAGGAAACAUCGGGUUGUGUACAUACGAAAAAAUUGGGAUGGAAAACAUGGUGUGAAGAAAUUAAUUGCCAAUCCCAAUUUUCACAGUAUGAUGGUGCUCGACAAUGACGUCAGUAUUGUUGAAAUGAAAAAAUCACAGAUACGUUUCAACAAACCCAUCUACAUAGGCUUCACAAUUUUAGACAUAUCGAAAACGUUUGUGUAUGACUUCCACUACAACUACAUGUACCAACGGUACAACCCCACAAAUGUCAGGUUAUUAUACACAGACACCGAUAGUCUAAUUUAUAGCGUGAAAAAUACUGACGUCUAUGAGGUCAUGAAACAGGAUAUUAAUCGUUUUGAUACGGCUGACUAUGCACCCGACAACAUCUAUGGUAUGCCACUACGUAAUAAGAAAGUCAAGGGUUUAAUGUCCGAUGAAAAUAAUGGUGAUGUUAUGCUAGAAUUUGUCGGAUUACGUAGCAAAAUGUAUGCUAUUCGGGUGCAAAAUAAAAAAGAGACUAAACGAUCCAAGGGUCUCAAGAAGUCAGCUAUCCGAAAACUUACUUUUGAGGACUAUAAGAGUAGAAGACUAUCGAUUAACGUGUACGGCUACAAAGAUACGUUUCUACGUGAUUUAGAAAUUUUCCCUGUACGCGUUAGUUCGAACACUGCGGGGCAGAAAAUUCAUCUACUGGCUGUGGAGAAUGGGAACAGUCACCACUUUUGCUGGAUAAAAAAUUUAGCAAAGUUGAGUCGAUCGAGUGUAAAGAGUGAUAGGCAUAAAAUUUAUUUAUGUGAUCGAUGUCUCAACUAUUUUGCUACAGAAGUCAAACUCCAACAGCAUUCAGUAAAUUGUGGUGAGAAAGAAGCAGUGCGGGUACGAAUGCCUGAAACUGAUGAUGAGCGGUUCGUUGAGUUCAAAGAUUUCAACAGCAAGGAACGUGUUGAGUAUAUGGUGUACGCUGACUUUGAGGCGUUAUUGGUACCACAACAUCAUGAAGACAUGGAAAUGGAUCAUGGGUCUUAUACAAAAAAUAUUCAAAAACAUGUACCCUACAGUGUAGGUUACUAUGUUCAUUGUACCCAUGAUCCCAACCAAUCGUUUUAUAAGGCAUACCGUGGUGCUGAUUGUGUCAAGUGGUUUGUUCAUGAACUGGAACAAGUAGCGUACUCAUUAGAGCAAAAAAUAAAACACGUUAAACCAAUGUAUCCGCUCACCGUCGAACAAGAACUGGAUUUUAUGUCAGCAGAGAAGUGUCACAUUUGUGGUAAAGAUUUCGUAUCCAAUUCCAUACGUGUUCGCGACCAUUCACAUCGCACAGGUUUCCCAACAUUCACAAUUCGUCUUUGUUUUGCAUCAAAGCAAUUAUUUCCAACAUUACAUCGAAGUAUUGAUUCAUUAUGUGAUGUAUAUGAAUCUUGA